Molecule: messenger RNA, 465 nt
Organism: Macroventuria anomochaeta
Lineage: Eukaryota; Fungi; Ascomycota; Dothideomycetes; Pleosporales; Didymellaceae
Exons: 2
Coding region: 1-465 (154 amino acids)
Source: RefSeq, a predicted model, not a curated record
AUGAGACGCAGGAGAAUCCGAUGGACGGACAGCCAAGGUCUGGAGCCUUUAUGGGACGAAGAUACAAGAGGCAUGAAAGAUCGUUUGAUGUAUUGGCUGAACGAGAGCCGCGAUGCGAAGUGCGGCCUCCUCCACGAUCAAGUGUUCUCCAUCCUCGAGCUUGCUGCUGAAGGCGCUGCAAUCACGGCCGACUAUAGUAUGCCACUCUUUCAGCUAGCAUGCCAAGUAAUCGAGGCGAGCGAUUGUAGGAUAUGUUUAUGCGAGGUCUGUUUGGUCACCAGCACCGAAUACGGUUCUGAAUGGGCUGUAAAUUUCGAUGAGAUAACAGUUCAAGUCCCAAUCCAGCGUCUUGCUAACUGGUGGAGUCGUUCAAUGGCCUUAUGUGAUAGAGCAAAAAGGGGCACGCCACGGCCACCGGUUAGGAUCAAACGCGGCAAUGUGCCGCAUAAUUAUGUGAAGAGAUAA